AUGUCGCCAGUCCAGAACUCAGCAGCGAUUUUUAACUCUGUUCCUCAAGGAUACCCUGUGUUGAAUGAGACCAUAACUCACGCAUCCGAUACAAUCGACUUGGAUAAUGUUCCACUCUCGGGUGGUACCCUCGUCAAAUCGGUGUAUUUGUCUAUCGACCCAUACAUGCGAGGGAGAAUGCGCAAACCAACCUCACAAGCAAGCGGAAACUUCGUUUUAGGCCAACCGAUACGAAACUUUGGGAUCGGAAAGGUUAUCCGUUCUGAAAAAGAUGGUAUUCACCCAGGAGAUCUGCUAUAUGUGCACGACCUUCGAUUUCAAGUCUACAAUGUACUGAAAUCCGAACACCCAAUUAGGGUGAUCAAAGAUGAACCGGAUAUUCCACUCUCCGCAUACAUUGGUGUUCUUGGAAUGCCCGGUAUGACGGCGUUUUACGGGCUGGAGGUUGUAGGGAAUCCUGUCAAAGGAGAGACUAUAUUUGUCUCGUCUGGCGCUAGUGCGGUAGGAUCUCUGGUAGUUCAACUGGCCAAAGCGAAAGGUCUCAAGGUCAUAGCUUCUGUUGGAUCAGAUGAUAAAGUCGACUUCCUAAAGAGCAUAGGCGUAGACGCCGCGUUCAAUUACAAAACACAAAGUAUCGCAGAUGUCCUUGCCAAGGAAGGACCAAUCGAUAUAUACUGGGAUAACGUUGGUGGUCCGACGUUAGAGGCUGCGCUGGAUGCAUGUAAUACCAAUGCGAGGAUAGUUGUGUGCGGCGCUAUUUCACAGUAUAAUGCGUCAGAACCGUACGGAAUCAAGAAUACUACACACAUACUCUACAAACAGCUAACAGUUCGAGGAUUUGGAGUUCUUACUCUUGAACCAGAGUACGAGGGGCAAGCCAAUAAUCCGGUCAAGUUCUUGAAUGCUUUGGUUCCGCUCAUCCAGUCGGGGAAGAUCAAAUGGUCGGAGCAGAUAUACAAGGGAAUUGAGAGCGCAGGGGAAGGGAUUAUUGCUGUGCAAACGGGUUCCAACCCUGCAAAAGUAGUCAUCGAAGUGUAA
Molecule: messenger RNA, 1038 nt
Organism: Rhizoctonia solani
Lineage: Eukaryota; Fungi; Basidiomycota; Agaricomycetes; Cantharellales; Ceratobasidiaceae
Product: Zinc-binding dehydrogenase
Exons: 6
Coding region: 1-1038 (345 amino acids)
Molecular function (GO): oxidoreductase activity, acting on the CH-CH group of donors, NAD or NADP as acceptor
Source: RefSeq, a predicted model, not a curated record